Talaromyces atroroseus is the source of this 1521-nucleotide messenger RNA. Its product is annotated as 3-phytase B. NCBI's taxonomy places the organism in Eukaryota, Fungi, Ascomycota, Eurotiomycetes, Eurotiales, Trichocomaceae. The transcript has 2 exons. The record is from RefSeq and is a predicted model, not a curated record. Gene Ontology annotation, molecular function: acid phosphatase activity. Bases 1 to 1521 code for a protein of 506 amino acids.
AUGAAUAGCGAUACUCGCGAUAACGUCUCCAAGUCCCCCUACGCUAUUGGCGAGGAAAUACCCCUUGUCGGCUCUGCAAAACCACGCCCUCACCGGUUCCUGAGCAGGCAAAAUGUGACAGCACUCACGAGUUUGUUUAUAACGUGCUCAACAAUAUAUAUGGGACUUCUGAUUAUCAUGGGACCCGGAACAGCCAUCCACCCUCAAAUAUCGCACUACUGGGGCCAAUACUCACCCUUCUUCUCGCUCGAGGAGCAGUCAGAAAUCAGCCCUGCCACCCCGCCAGAAUGCACUGUCACAUUUGUGCAAGCCCUCUCCCGGCAUGGCGCGAGGUAUCCGACUGCGGGGAAGAGUGAGGUGUAUGUCGAACUUGUUGAUCGGAUUCAGCAGACAGCGACAGAAUAUAAAGGCGGCGUUUAUGCUGCGCUGGAAACUUAUCACUAUCAACUAGGGGAUGAUGAGUUGACGGUGUUCGGUGAGCAGCAGAUGACAGAUUCUGGUAUGGCGUUUUAUCGGCGUUAUAAACAGCUAGCUAGGUAUCAUGUGCCGUUUAUACGUGCUUCAGGCUCAAGUCGCGUGAUUGCUUCAGGAGAGCUGUUUACUGAAGGGUUCAAUGAGGCGAAAAGGAUCGACCGGGGCUCCAAUAGCAGCCAACAGGCUAGUAAAGUGAAUCUCGUCAUCCCUGAAGGGUCGCAAUGGAACAACACCCUUGACUCUGGCAGCUGUGAGUCGCUGUCUGACGGCAGCCCUGUGCGCGAGGCUGAACAAGAAUUCCUCAAUGUCUUUGCGCCAUCGAUAUUAGAGAGGUUGGUUUCCAACAUGCCUGGAGUGAAUCUCACGCUGGAGGAUGUUCCGCUUCUGAUGGAUCUCUGUCCGUUUGAGGUUGUCGCACAGAAAGACACGAGCAAGGGACAGCUCUCUCCGUUAUGCGACUUGUUCACACCGUCCGAAUGGAAAUCAUACGACUACCUCAACACCCUCCGUAAGUACUAUGCGUAUGGCGCAGGAAACCCGCUAGCCUCAACACGAGGAGUCGGCUACGUCAAUGAAAUUAUUGCACGUAUGACCAAGACCCUGCCUGUGAAUGACCACACCAGCGUAAACCACACGCUGGACUCUGACCCAACCACAUUUCCACUCGAUACCACUCUAUAUGCUGAUUUCAGCCACGACAAUGCCAUGGUCUCCAUCUUCGAUGCCUUUGGGUUGUACAAUUCUACUGCGAAGCUGUCAACGACACAUGUGCAAUCUGCCGCUGAGACGAGAGGGUUUUCAUCGUCAUGGGUAGUGCCUUUUGCGUCACGGGCAUAUUUUGAGCUUAUGCAGUGUUCGCCAGAUGAUGACAACGAAGAGGAAGAGCAAUUAGUCAGAGUGCUUAUAAACGACCGCGUUGUCCCGCUUCACGGCUGCCAUGUCGAUGCCCUAGGUCGCUGCAAAUUGAACGACUGGAUCGAGGGACUCGACUUUGCACGAAACGGGGGUCGAUGGGAUGAUUAUUGUCUAUCAUCUGGUUUGGCAUAG